GUCGACAACACCUUAGGAAACAAUCCUUUCAAUAUUCUUGAGAUGGCAAGGAGCAACCCGUUCAAGGGUCCAGCCGUUGUGUUCAAUGUGGCCCCGGUACCUUGCUGACCAGCUUGAACCCCACUGACAUCUUGGCACCAGCCCCACUCACCUGGAAUUCGCACACACACCGCUUUCUUAUCUUAUCAAAAAUCUUCUGCGGGCUGGAAAAAAAUAUUUCGAGGCGAGUUCUGCGGUCGGCCAAAUCGACACCGCCCCGCUAGGACGCUGCGAUACUCUUUUUCGCCUUCUUCACCCACGCCCACACCCCCCCCCCCCAAACCUCACCCACCACCACCACACCACCUUAUCACUUCCCCGGACAACGACAGACAAGACAGUUGCCUGACAUGACGUGGAAGGAUAUUGCGCCCGUGCCUACGGCGCAGGAGUUUAUUGAUAUCAUCCUCUCGCGGACACAGAGGAGAUUGCCCACUCAGAUCAGCAGAAUUCGCGCCUUCUAUACCCGCAAGGUCAAGUUCACACAGGAAACAUGCAGCGAAAAGUUCGGCGCCAUUGUUUCCAGCUUUCCCAUCCUCACGGAUCAGCAUCCCUUCCACCGCGACUUGAUGAAUAUUCUCUAUGAUGCCGACCAUUUCAAGGUGGCCCUCGGCCAGGUCUCGACAGCCAAGCACUUGAUCGAGACCAUCUCUCGCGACUACGUCCGUCUCCUCAAGUACUCUCAGAGUUUGUACCAGUGCAAGCAGCUCAAGAGGGCCGCUCUCGGUCGUAUGGCCACUCUCAUCAAGAGGCUAAAAGACCCUCUCGCCUAUCUCGACCAGGUCAGACAGCAUUUGGCCAGAUUGCCCGACAUCAACCCCACCACCCGUACUCUCCUCGUUGCCGGCUUCCCCAACGUCGGCAAGAGUUCGUUCGUCAGCUCCGUCACCAGGGCCGAUACCCCCGUUGAGCCCUAUGCUUUCACAACCAAGAGCUUGUUCGUCGGUCAUCUUGACUACAAGUACCUCCGCUAUCAAGUAAUCGACACCCCCGGUAUUCUCGACCACCCCCUCGAGGAAAUGAACACCAUCGAAAUGCAGUCCGUUACCGCCCUUGCCCAUCUCAGAGCCGCCAUUUGCUUCUUCAUCGACAUCAGCGAGCAGUGCGGUUACUCAUUGAAGGCGCAAAUCAACCUCUUCAAGUCGAUCAAGCCCCUUUUCGCCAACAAGAUGGUCUUUGUCGUCUUGAACAAGAUGGAUGUGAAGAAAUUUGAGGAAUUGGAGCCAGAGAUGCAGGCCGAGCUCAACGACCUCGUCAAGUCUGGCGAUGUCGAGCUUCUCCGUGCUUCGUGCGCCACCCAGGAGGGUGUUCAGGACGUCAAGAACCACGUUUGCGAGCGUCUCCUCGCUGAGCGUGUCUCUCAAAAGUUGAAGGCUGGCACUGGCAGCAGCGGCAACAUGGGCUCUCGCCUCACCGAGGUAAUGGCCCGUAUUCACGUUGCCCAGCCUAUGGGUGGUGUUACUCGCGAGACUUUUGUCCCAGAAGCCAUCAAGAACAUGAAGAAGUACGACAAGAACGACCCCGAAAGAAGAAGGUUGGCUCGCGACGAGGAGUUCGAGAAUGGUGGUGCCGGUGUGUUCAACGUCGAUCUCAAGAGGGAUUAUCUCCUCGCCAACCCAGAAUGGAAGUACGACAAGAUCCCCGAGAUUUACGAUGGCAAAAAUGUCUACGACUAUGUCGACCCAGAUAUCGACGCCAAGCUUGCCGCGCUCGAGGAGGAGGAGGAGCGUCUCGAGAAGGAGGGCUUCUACAAGUCCGACUCGGAUGUUGGCGAUGAGUCUGAGGAGGAGAUUCUCCAGAAGGCCGAGUUGAUCCGUGAGAAGCACAAGCUCAUCCGCAACGAGGCCAAGAUGCGCAAGUCUCUCAAGAACCGCGCCAUGAUCCCUCGCAAGUCGCUCAAGAAGUCGUUCUCUCAGCUCGAGGACCACCUUGACCAAUUGGGUGUUGAUACCCAGGAGAUUGACCUCCGUGGUCGCGCGGCCGUUCGUGAGACCCGGGGCAGAUCAGUUGGUGCCCGCUCCAGAACCGGCACUGUUGACCCAGAUGCCAUGGAUGUUGACAAUGCUCCUUCGGCGAGAGACAGACUCCGCAGCCAGAGCAGACCCCGUGACAGGUCCGUCAUGGCGACGAACCGUCGCGAGGAUGGUGUCACAGACGAGCUUGUGCGGACAAAGGUGGAGAGGCAGGCCAAGCUUGCUCAGCGCAAGAUGAACCGCAUGGCGAGACAGGGUGAGGCUGAUAGGCAUAUUGGUGCUACCAUGCCCAAGCAUCUGUUUUCUGGCAAGCGCACAAUCGGCAAGACCAGCAGUCGUUAAGCGGCGGUGGUUUGUGGUUGUUGGUGGCAUUCGUCAGAGGUCUGGCCGGGGAAAAUUGGGAGGAAGGGGAAACCAAAAGAAGGUUAUAUCAAGAGGCUUUAUUGUUACCCAUGGUUGUGGUCUGCUCAUACUGUUUAUGUUUUCUGUCUUUGCACAUUUGGCGCAUUGGAGUAAUGUGAAAAUCAAUUAUUUGUGUCAUUUUGGACCGUAUGUGAGGCUGGCAGGAUCUUGUUUUAAUUGCUAGUCCAUCUGUUAAAAGAAGGGGGAAGAGGGGUGAAAAUAAGAUGUGUGUUUCUCAAAAGAAGACGACAUCCCCCUCGUCCCAGCCCAACCCGCCCCUUCCGAUGAAUGUUUCUCUUAUCGCCCUUUCCAACCCCUCAGGCCCGCAAACCAACACCAGAGUUUUCCCUUCUGGAUCUGGCUUUCCGACGGCGGAUUCGAAGAACGGGCGGUCCAUCCUCCCUUUUCUGCCUUGCCAGGAGGCCUGGGGGCGGCUGAGGCUGUAUACCAAUUCCAUCCUCUCCUUAUUGCCCCUUGCCAUGGCGUCGAGUUCGUCUCUGCACAAGAUAUCUUCUUCUACCCUGUUACCGUCGAGGACAAGAC
Molecule: messenger RNA, 2957 nt
Organism: Podospora pseudocomata
Lineage: Eukaryota; Fungi; Ascomycota; Sordariomycetes; Sordariales; Podosporaceae
Gene: NOG1
Product: Nucleolar GTP-binding protein 1
Exons: 8
Coding region: 390-2354 (654 amino acids)
Biological process (GO): ribosomal large subunit biogenesis
Cellular component (GO): nucleolus
Molecular function (GO): RNA binding; GTP binding; GTPase activity
Source: RefSeq, a predicted model, not a curated record